CUAGUAAGUGACUGGUAACUUUAUAGACUGGAUUGAUCCCUGAGGUCAGAGACUGAGUUACAAUUGAGUGAAACAUAGACUACAAAAUCUUGAAGAAUUUUAUCAGGGUGCAAGCCAGGUUUAACCCUCUCCAAGUAAAGUUGGUUGAACUGAGAGAUCACUAAACCAAACCUGUAAUAGGACUGCUCACUUGGGUAUCUGUCUUUGUCAUAUUUGCCUCUUGCUGUUACAUUGCUACUUGUGCUGUCUUUGUAGGUCCCGAUGUUCUCAGAUAACUCACAUUGCCCUGAUUGUGGACAACAGUGGUUCCCUAGUCUAGAACUAGGCCACUGGUUGUACCAAACUGAGCUUGUUGAGAAUGAAUGUUACCAAGUGUUCUUAGACCGUAUCAACAGGGCUGAUUAUUGCCCCGAGUGUUACCCUGAUAAUCCUGCUAAUAGAAGCCUUGUUCUUCCAUGGUCUUUCCCCCUUGAGUGGGCUCCACAAAACCUCACCAGGUGGACCUUUGAAAAAGCUUGUCACCCAUUUCUUCUGGGUCCUCCGCUGGUUAGAAAAAGGAUCCAUGACUCCAGAAUUGCUGGUUUUAACCCUGCUUUACAGCUGAUCUUGACCAGAACAGACAAAACUUUAAACAAAAAACUUGGUCAAAGCAAGUAAUUUCUGUAACGGUCAAGAUCAUGGAGACUCUAGAGUCUCCACAGAUAUGGAAAAAUAACUUUUUAAAAUCUGACCCAGAUUCUCAGUACUUUGGGGAACUGCACCAGCUGUUGGAUCUGCUUCCGUGGCCUACAUACAUUUUGUUCAGCAUGAAUUUAGGCAGUGUUCCAGCCAGACUGCUCAUCUAGAACCAGAAUAAUCUAUUUCCUCUAUCAAUGAUGUGUUGGAACUAGCUUGUCCCACCCAAAAAUUUCCACAGCCUAAUCACUGACGUAUGGCAAGAUAGUCCUAGAGAAGAACCUGUACUAUGUACUUUAUAAUGGUAUUUCUAGUAAUAACUUUUGUAGGGAAACGUCCUCAUUGUAGCUGGAUUCUACAUUGUUCUGAAAAUCUUAGUAAGAAACUACAUUGUUCUGAAUUUUAUCUCUUACAUAUUGAUCAUUGGCUAUAUAUCUAUAAUUUAUUCAUAUAUAAACAUUUAUUCAUCAUUGGCUCUGUUUGGCCCAUCCUUAUUGUGGCUCUGACCAUACUGAUAAUUGGUCACCUUCAGAGAAGUUACAUUCUGUUGGGUAAAACCUCCAUGAGUUAUUCAAAACCUUGUAGAAAUGCCACCUGUCUACACUAACUUGGCUCCACAAAAAUUCUAUCCUGUCUUUGUGGGUGCCUAGCUUGCUGUGUCCCCUACCCUGGAAAUGGAAGACUACUGUUACUGAUCAGCUAUGUGACAAAAAGAACUAUCAAACCUGAUUCCUUAUAAAUUAUGAGCAGUCUGGGGGAGCCUGCCUUCUUAGAAGUAAGAAAAUCUUGCUGGACGUUGGUGACAUUAUGGCCUUCACAUGUUCAUGUGAACAUGAACAUGGAACAGGAGCUGAAGUUAAGCAAUUGAGACAGAGUUGCUGAAAACAUCUGAGAGGCCACUGGGCAAUUUUAAAAUCCCAUUGAAGAUGCUGGGUAAUCCAGGGCUUAAGUAGCAGGUCCACAGUGUGACCAAGGCCCCGGGUUCUCUCUGUGCUUCCCCUCUGGGAUCUUUGUUUGCUUUUUGUCCUCAUGGAUAUUUCCUCAGUGCUGACAAUAUGGCUUGUUGCUGCACCAGGCAUUUCCAGAGGGUGGGAGGAAGGAGCAGAGGCUUUGUCCUUUCAAGUCCAUCUUUCAGUUGGGAAUAAAAUCUGUCUCAACAGUCUCUAGCACGUUGCUUCUUACAUCUCAUCAGAAGGUACUGGUUCACGGGGAGCCUGGGAAAGCUGGCAAAGGGGUGCUGGGGCUUGGCAUUGCCUGGGCGGGGCUCUUCCAGGAGGGAAGAGUGGGGAAUGAAUGGCUGUUGGUAUGCAACAAGUCAUACUUGCAAUAUGUUGUAAAAGCUAAAGUUACCUGUUAGUUUGUAUAAAGAAUGUAACCCAGAGAUCCACCCUGUACCUGCCUUAUGUCUGUCACCCUGGAGGUUCUCUCCUGUUAUAUUGCUGAAUAAACUGUGUGGACUGCUGAACUGA
This is a messenger RNA of Lepus europaeus (European hare), 2144 nucleotides long. Its product is annotated as torsin-1A-interacting protein 2. The coding region runs from base 262 to 657 and encodes 131 amino acids. Lineage: Eukaryota; Metazoa; Chordata; Mammalia; Lagomorpha; Leporidae. The transcript has a single exon. The record is from RefSeq and is a predicted model, not a curated record.